UGUUUCCUGAAUGUUUUUUGAGAAGAGAUGAAUAAAUGUCCCCGAUGCAAUUGCGAAGCGACUGGAGAGAACCGCCUGGUUACGGACAGCUGUGGGCACACCAAGUGCCGUCUCUGCCUGGUGGCGGAUGUGUCCGAUUGCCUGGAGUGCCGAGUUGCACGACAGGAGGAGGAGAGGGCCAGAAUCCAACAGACAAAGGAAAAGGAACGAACUCCAGCGGAUAAGUGUAUCAUUGUCACGGAUAAGGGCUAUCAUUGUACAGUGUGCAAAAAGGACUUUCGCAGCCGCACCCAGCAAUAUUACCACCUCGCCUGUGGCAACGAUCUUCUCAAGAAGUUUAGCUGCAAGGAAUGCGGUCGCAGGUUUGCCAGCCGUUCCCAUUUGAAGUACCAUCUCAGCAGCCAUGAGAACCAAUCGAAGCACACGUGCGGCGUCUGCAACAAAAGUUUUAAGCAGAAAAUCAUCCUGCAGCGCCACAUGCUCACCCACAAACAAGAGCAGCAUGUGUGUCAGGUCUGCCAGAAGGUCUUCCGCCGCCAGAGCUCCCUCAAAUGCCACCUGGCCAUCCACACCGAUCUCGGUCUUCCAUACAAAUGCGAGCUGUGCUCCAAGCACUUCCAGAACAAGGCCAAUUUGAACCAGCACCUGCGGAAGCACGACCAGAACAGCAUCCGGCACAAGUGCAAGGUGUGCCAGAAGUCCUUCCUGCGCCAAACCACGCUCCGACUGCACAUGAAGCGACAUUCGAUUCGUGAACGCCAAUCCUGCUCCUUGUGCGGCAAGAGCUACAACGACGCGGAUGCCCUGAGCCGCCACCUGAGGCAGCACAAGACCUUAGAACGCUACCGCUGUAUUGAAUGCGAAAUCACGGUUAACCGGAAGGACAACAUGCUCCGUCACCUGCGCUCCAUGCAUCGAUGUGCCUUUGAGAGCACUGUGGAGAUAGUUACCGCCAGGUCCAAUGCUCAAGAGAUCACGCCGGUGGUGCCGGUGGAGGAGAGACCACCCACGAUCGUGCGCUACAACAGCGUGAUCCAGAGCGUGGGCAACGUGGAGCCAGUGGUGGUACCGGAAAUGUUGCCAUUACCAACUCCUUUACGAGAUCUACACCUGGAGCAACCACUACUACAGCCAGAACACCGGCCACUGCCAAACGUUAUGCCCGAGGAGAAUGUCCAGCUCUAUAGGAAGAUCAUCUUGGUGGACAACGAAGAGUAUUCCAAUGAGCUCGUCAUCGAUGAGCGCCAAGAAUCCGCCACGCAGCAACGGCAGCCCGUGGCGGGGCAAAGCAGCUCCAAAUUUAGCGAGAUGCACUGGCGCAAGAAUUUUAAAUUCUGGUACCAAAAAGAGGAAAACACAAAGUGAGGAUAUGAUCUCUCUA
This is a messenger RNA of Drosophila suzukii, 1381 nucleotides long. The record is from RefSeq and is a predicted model, not a curated record. Lineage: Eukaryota; Metazoa; Arthropoda; Insecta; Diptera; Drosophilidae.